AUGUUGAGUGCAGCGGAAGGUGUCCUCCUUUCCAUCGCAACUAGUGAAGCUGUGCUGGGAGUUCUAGGGAACGGAUUCAUUGCAUGUGUGAACUGCACAGACUGUACCAGGAACAAGAGGAUCUCUAAGAUUGGCUUCAUUCUCAUUGGCUUGGCGAUUUCCAGAAUUUACCUCGUGUGGAUGUUAAUCUCAGAGGCAUACAUUAAGAUAUUCUCUCCAAAGUUGCUGUCUUCUACCAACACCAUUGAACACUUAACUUAUCUAUGGGUAGCUUUCAGUCAAUUGAGUUUCUGGUUUGCCACCAGCCUCAGUAUCUUCUAUUUCGUGAAGAUAGUAAAUUUUUCCCACUACAUAUUUCUCUGGUUAAAAAGAAGAAUUAACACAGUUUUUCUCUUCCUGAUAGGGUGCUUGUUUGUGUCAUGGUUAUUUUCUUUCCCAGUAGUUGCAAAGAUAGUUAAAGAAAAUAAAAUGCAAUUCAUAAACACAUCCUGGCUGAUUCACAUGAAGAAAAGUGAGUUAAUCAUUCACUUUGUUUUCACCAAUGCGGGAGUAUUUUUAUUCUUUAUGAUAAUGUUAAUUGUAUGUUUUCUGUUAAUCAUUUCCCUUUGGAAACACAGCAAGAAGAUGCAACUGAGUGAAUCGGGAGUCAGAGACCUCAACACAGAAGUUCAUGUGAAAGCAAUAAAAGUUGUAAUAUCUUUUAUCAUCCUUUUUAUAUUGCAUCUCAUAGGUAUUACCAUCACUGUAUUAUGUCUGUUCAUUCCAGAAAGCAACUUGUUAUUCAUGUUUGGUUUGACAACUACAUUCAUAUAUCCCUGCUGCCACUCACUUAUCCUAAUUCUGGCAAACAGCCGACUGAAGCAUGGCGCUCUAAGAACACUGCAACAAUUGAAGUGCUCUGAGAAAGGAAAAGAUCUCAGAGCCACAUGA
This is a messenger RNA of Peromyscus eremicus (cactus mouse), 930 nucleotides long. RefSeq names its product taste receptor type 2 member 114-like. NCBI's taxonomy places the organism in Eukaryota, Metazoa, Chordata, Mammalia, Rodentia, Cricetidae. Gene Ontology annotation, cellular component: membrane. Gene Ontology annotation, molecular function: G protein-coupled receptor activity. The transcript has a single exon. The record is from RefSeq and is a predicted model, not a curated record. Bases 1 to 930 code for a protein of 309 amino acids. Gene Ontology annotation, biological process: G protein-coupled receptor signaling pathway; sensory perception of taste; detection of chemical stimulus involved in sensory perception of bitter taste.